AGCUCGUCUUUGCUCCCUCGCCUUCGCCUCCACCCUCCAUCUUCCGGACACGCGUGUCAAAACGUGUUUGACCCAUAAAACGAAAAAAUCAUGAAGCUGCGGAAACUACGCGUGCAAUGAUUGUUCUCUGCUGUUUGAGCAUUCCUCUACUUCGUGUUUGACCACUGAGACAUUUCUGCUAGUCCUAGAUCUGGGAUUUUGCAUCUCUCCUCUGUUUCCUCCUCUAUCAAUCUCGUUUACGAUCCUUUCGAGAUGAAAAGAACUCAUUCAGAAGCGUCGAUCUACGAGGUGUCUUCCUCAUCGACUUCCCCACAUGUAGGUGAUUAUAAAGGCGGAACCAAAGGGUUGAAAGGAAAUCAAUACGAUGUGUUUUUGAGCUUUAGAGGGGAAGACACUCGCAAAGGCUUCACUGAUUAUCUCUAUACUAGCCUUGUUGAGAAAGGAAUUUGUGUGUUUAUAGACGACAAUGAGCUUCGUGUUGGUAAGAAGAUUGGUCCAGAGCUUCUUUGCAGCAUUAGGCAGUCCACAAUUUUGAUCCCAAUUAUCUCCGAGAACUACGCUUCCAGCAAAUGGUGCCUUCGUGAGUUGGCUCAGAUGUUGAAGUGCAAGAGAAGCAGACAACAAAUAGUGUGGCCUAUCUUUUACAAAGUGAAACCCUCACAAGUGCGCCAUCUUAAGGCGAGAUUUGGAGAUGCUAUCAAGGCACAUAAAGAGAACGGGGACAAAAUGGUUUUGAAGGGACGGAAAAAAGCGCUCAAAGAAGUGAAGGAAUGGGAAGCAGCUCUCAAAGAAGUUGGUUCUUUGAAAGGAUGGGAAUCGGAUAAGAUUCAUAAUGGGUACAUUAUUCUUUACCAAAUCGUUGUUUAAUUUCUCACAAAUAGAUCUUUUGUGAUAAAGAACAUAAAUGUGGCCAUCCUAUACUAAAAUUAAUUGUUAUUGUGGCAGGCGCGAAGGAGCAUUUGUUAAAACUAUUGUUACAAAGGUUAUGAGCGAGUUAAAAAGGCUUUUUCUACUAAAUGUUCCCAAGGAAUUGGUGGGAAUUGAUGAUCGUAUCAAUGACAUUAUGAGCUCAAUAGAUGAUAAAUUAUAUGACACAAAGAUUAUUGGACUUUAUGGAAUGGGCGGCAUUGGUAAGACGACUCUUGGAAAGGUGUUAUACAACAAGCUCUCUACUCAUUUUGAGUAUCGUAGCUUUGUGGAAAAUAGUCGAGAAACAUAUCAGCGCCAGGGUAUUGAAUGCAUAUUGAACAAACUUAUUUAUGAUAUAAUAGGAAGUUCAGGUCACGUGUCUAGUGUUGACGAGGGAAUAGGUGUCAUCAAAUCUCGAUUUACAAGCAAGAAAGUCUUAGUUAUGCUUGAUGAUAUGGAUGAUAGUACUACUCACUUGAAUGCUUUGGUCAAAGACCGUAGUUGGCUUGGAGUAGGAAGUAUGGUCAUCAUUACAACCAGAAACAAGAGCAUUCUCGAUGAGGCUAAGGAAUGCUACAUAUACCUACUUAAUGAGUUGUCUAUGGAUCAAUCAUUGACUUUAUUUAGUAGACAUGCAUUUCAAAAGGAUUCUCCUCAGAGUGAUUAUGAGGUUCUUUCUCGUGAUGUCGUAUCUACUACCGGGGGGCUUCCAUUAGCUCUUGAAGUUAUUGGUUCAUCUUUAUGUGGAAAGAGAAGAGAAGUAUGGAAAGAUACAUUAGAAAAAUUAAAGAAAGUGCCUGAUAAGAAAGUGCAAGAGAAGUUGAAAAUAAGUUACGAUGCAUUAGAUGACGAGGAACAACAAAUAUUUUUGGAUAUUGCUUGCUUUUUUUCCUUUGGAUCAUCUAAAAAAGAUCUAACUUACGUAUGGGAUGCCUGUGGUUUAUUUCCGGAGAGGGGGAUUGAAGUGUUGAGUCUUAUGUCCCUAAUUAAAAUCGGCAAAAACGGAAGGCUAUUGAUGCAUGAUCAAUUGAGAGAUCUUGGAAGGGAAAUUGUUCGUUUGGAAAAUCCAAAUGAGCCUCAAGAGCGUAGUAGAGUGUGGAACCAUCAGGAAGCCCUAGAUGUGCUUGAUAGCAAUGAGGUAAGAGUUUUCUUUACUUGUCUUAGUUGAUGAAUGUGGGUGCAUCUUCCCUUUCUUGUUUGAAAUAAAAAUAACUGUCACUCUGAGUCCCCAAAACUUGUUGCAUCUACUAGCAAAGGAGCUCUUUUGAUUAAUUCGCAGUAUUUGCCUAAUUCAAGAUCAUAAUUGAGAAGCAAUUUCUUGGUUAUGGAUGAUUGAUAUAUAUCUUUACAUGGUAGUAUUGUGAUGAGAAUACUCUCCUUUUGGUAACUUCAAUGCAAAAACAAGACUACAAAAGCAGAAUGUUUGACAGGGUACUCUUAGAUAAAACUUGACAUUUAUAGAUUGUUUCGGCCAUGCUUUCCUCGAUAUUUAUUUGAUGCAUGUGUUUUAUGUUUGAAUUAGUCUUUUCGUCUUUUGGGAGGUUUUUUCUUUUUCUUUUUCUUUUACUAAGUAUUGACUUCAUAUGAGUUCUGGUAUCAUAAAUGAGACCAUCCAUUUGUGACGAUUUAGCUAUCUUGGUUC
This is a messenger RNA of Eucalyptus grandis, 2551 nucleotides long. RefSeq names its product disease resistance protein RUN1-like. NCBI's taxonomy places the organism in Eukaryota, Viridiplantae, Streptophyta, Magnoliopsida, Myrtales, Myrtaceae. Gene Ontology annotation, molecular function: ADP binding. The transcript has 2 exons. The record is from RefSeq and is a predicted model, not a curated record. Gene Ontology annotation, biological process: signal transduction; defense response. The coding region runs from base 905 to 2077 and encodes 390 amino acids.